AUGGACAUGUCCCUACGGAGGGCCGCCCUGUCUUAUGGGCGAGAUCCUAUCCCGCAGCCCCUGCCCGAGGUCGGCGGGGAAUCAGCCCGCCUUUCCCCACCCAGGCCAGCCCUCUCCUCAGCUGCCGCCCUGGCUGCUCGCACCCACCCCAACCGCCUCUACCCACCAUUGGACACGGCCUCGCGCUGGCCCGCGCCCCACCCGCCCGGCCGGCGCUGCGCAGGCCGCGCGCUCCCGCCCGCCCCGAGUCCGCCGAGGUGCCCUCAGGACUCGUCCCCUACCGCGGGCUUUAGCACCAUCGUUGCCUCCGUGACAGUUCAGGGCGGCAGCCACUCCCGCUCCCCAGGCGCGAGCUGCGGUGGGCCCGUCAUCCCAGUCGACCGCGGGUCCCGGGCGCGACCAGGCUGCCUUUUCCGCCGGACCCCGGGGGUCUUUGCCUUCCUCCGGGGAGAGGCCGACGGGAAGCGUCCAAAGAGGCCAAGCCCUGGGAGGCUUGGGGGCUCCGCCGGCGCCCCUCCCGCAGCUCCCAGAGGGACUCCCCUCUGGGUUCGGAGGGUGUCUGGCCCUCGCGAUGGCCAGAGGCCGUGUAUUGGGGGCCCCCAGGGGCCCGGUGUGGCCUGCUGGGCGGGAAUCCUGCCCCAGCACGCCGGUUCUCCCGGACAACCUGGGUUGCAGCAGCCAUCAGUGCCUGCCUGCCUGCCCGCCUGCCUCUCACCCGGAGAGGUCAAGGCUUUUCCGAAGGGCUUCUGGGGUUUCUCCGGGGCUUGUUGGCCUGCCACUGACUUAGCGGGGCGCCGCCUCCUUCGAAAGUCACCGAGCGUUCGUUACCCGUUGCUGCAUCACACGUCUACCCCCAGGAGCCGCGCAGCGCGGCCGGCGCUCGAGGUCUCGCAGGUGUCUGAGGGCCAGGGUCCUGGAGGGCUUGGCUGGGGCUCCUGGCUGGAGGUGUGUCACAGGCUGCCGUCGAGGCAUCAGUCGGGGCCAGUCUGGUCGGCCUGGGGCAGGGGCUUGGGGGAGGGGAGGCUCUGCUUCCAGGAUCGCUGGCGGGGCUGUGGCGGGGCGGGGGCCUCCCCACCGGGCCGCUGGGGGCCGGGCUCCCCCAGAGCCAGCGAUCUGGGCGAGACAGAGCCGCCCCCGGGGCCAAGGCACGGUGCCGGUCUGAUGACUUCACCUCCAAGUGACCCUCCCUCCCCUCGGCUGGAUCUUGAUGGGUCACACAGGCCCAAGCCGGGAGCAGUGCAGGAGGGCCCGGCCAAUGAGAAGGCUCCAGGGAGCAUCCUUGCUCCUGAACCUGGCGCGGGAGGGGCUCCUGGUCCGCGCAGGCCCCUCGGGAGCGGGACCCUGUCCUCCGUCUGCGUGGGGGUGGCAGGUUCCAGCCCCCGGGACCAAGACAGGCAGGGCGUGUCACCCUUAGAUGGUCGCGGACAGGACACACGAAAAGCCAGAGAAAGAACAUGUGACCGAGCCCCUGCCUGGCCCCCACGGCCCGAGGUGUGUGCCCCCUGCCCUCUGCCCUUGCGGAGGAGCUGGCAGCCCUGGUGGCACAUGGACGAUCCCGGGGCUGGUUGGCACCUGGAGCCGCAGCCAGGCCGGGUCCUUAACCCACUGAGCGAGGCCACGGAUCGAACCCACGUGCUCCUGGAGACUAUGUUGGGUCCUUACCCCGCUGAGCUACAGUGGGAACUCCCAGGGAGCUCUUUCUUAUCCCAGCAGCCCACGCGCUGCCAGUGCCACCUCCGCCCGCACCCUGGCCUGGGCCCCAGGAUGCUCACUGGCCUCCGAGGUCCCCCCCCCCCGCCCAGUGACUCAGUCCUGCCCCGCUCCUGUCCUUCCCUGAGGGGGCUGGGGCAGUUCCCCUGCCCGAGGGUGGGUACCCCCUCUCUGCACAUGGGUGCGCUAUGCUCCCUCCUUUGGCGCUGCCCCCCCCCCGCCCCCGCCUGCCCUCUGGGGGAACCUGUCAGCAGCCAGGCCCUGGAGUGGGAUGAGCCACACACCCAAGGUCCUCGCCCCCGCCCCGGUCACUGGGCCUGCUGGCCCAGGUGUCAGCGGAGGGUCAGGGGCCGAGGCGUGGCCAGAGCGGUGGGGGGGGGGGCUGGCCGUCAGUCUGGGGGCUCCGCCCUCCCCCUGCCCCGCGCCCCCACUAGACCAGAGGGGACCUGCAGGAUGGGGGCUGCUGCCUCCUGGGGCCACCAGCCAUCCCUCCACACACUGAGUAGGGGCUGUUGGGGCCCCCUGGGGAGGGCGCGUGUGCCAGGCCCCUCUCCUCUGCGCCUGGCACCCGUUGGUGAGCAGGGCUCUGGGUGGGUGGCCCUGCGUGGGAGCCCGGCUGAGGGCCAGGGCCGGGGCGCACCUCCCGGACUCCUCCUGGCGGCUGGUGGCGGGGCGUCCUCUGGGGGAUUGCCUCGGGGCAAGGGCGCGGGUCCCAGGCCCUUUGCCCCCAGCCGGACUCCACUUGGCCUGGCUCUGCCUCCGCUCCAGGCUCGCCCCCCUUAUGCUGACCUCUUGGGGGAAAUGCCUCUUCAGUCCUGGGCCAGCCGGUUGCCCCCCUUUCAAGCUGCUGGCCCCGGCAGUUUGGGGCUGCAAGUAUGGGCGGCGGCGGGAGGCCUGCCAGGGACGGACGGACGUGGAGGCUCUCGAGCCGGGAAUGAACACGGGGAGACCACGUCACGCUCUCCCUUCUCUCCACCCGGCGACUCCAGCGACUGCAUGUUGCCCCUGCCAUCUCCCGAGGCUCCACCGCCGCUCUGCCCAGACCCUGUGGGGCUCCAGCUGAAGAGCCGUCCCAGGUCGUGA
Molecule: messenger RNA, 2793 nt
Organism: Sus scrofa (pig)
Lineage: Eukaryota; Metazoa; Chordata; Mammalia; Artiodactyla; Suidae
Source: RefSeq, a predicted model, not a curated record